GAUUCUAUAAAUAGCUCUGAUCUUUUUCAUCGGUGUCUCUAGCUCGGGAAAGCCAGUCCACAUGGAACCGUCCGUCGACGACAAAGCCGAAGCCGCCGACGACGUCCAAAGUGUAAUAAGCUUCUCCUCCACCGCCGACAUCAACCGCACCACCAGCUCCGCCUCCACCCUCAACUGCACCACCAGCAACGCCUCCGAAGCCACCUCCUCCGACUCCUUCGCCUCCCAUUUACUCUCUCCCAAUUCCACCGACAAUCCAGCCAGGGACCCCUGCUGGAUAGCAAUUAGGGCACUCUCCUCCUCCCUUUCCCUCUCCGACCUCUGCGUCCUCAAACGCCUCGGCGCCGGCGACAUGGGCGCCGUCUAUCUCGUCAAACUGAAAAAGCCGGAACCGUCGGUGUCGUCGGCGCUAUUCGCCGCGAAGAUAAUCGACAGGAAGGAGAUUGAGUGCCGGAGCAAGGAAGGGCGGUUAAGGACAGAACGGGAAAUUCUGGAAAUUUUGGACCACCCCUUCGUUCCCACCCUCUACGCCACCAUUGAUUCCCCUAACUGGUCGUGCCUGUUAAUGGAAUACUGCCCCGGCGGCGACCUCCACGUCCUCCGUCAACGCCAGCACGCCAGGCGCUUCAACGAGCUCGCCGUCCGGUUCUAUGCAUCAGAAGUGGUUGCAGCUCUGGAGUAUAUUCACAUGCUGGGAAUUGUCUACCGUGAUCUGAAGCCGGAAAACGUGUUGGUCCGAUCGGACGGCCACAUAAUGCUGACGGACUUCGACCUCUCGCUGAAAUGCGACGAGUGCACCUCAACAACCGCCACCGUAGUCACCGGCGAGAUCCCGCCGGACGCGUCGCCGCAGAGCGACUUCUGCAACAACCCACCCAAACUCCCCAACUGCAUGGCUCCGGCGGUUUCCUGCUUCCGCCUCUACUGCAAGCGCAAGAAGAACCGGCGGCCGCACAGCGGCAGCCACCGCGCGGCGCCCAGAAUGGUGGCCGAGCCGGUCGACGUCCGGUCCAUGUCGUUCGUGGGGACCCACGAGUACCUGGCGCCGGAGGUGGUCUCCGGCGAAGGCCACGGCAACGCGGUGGAUUGGUGGACGCUGGGGAUAUUCAUUUUUGAGCUGUUCUACGGCGUGACGCCGUUUAAAGGAGUGGAUCACGAUCAUACUUGGACGAAUAUUGUGAUCCGGGCCCUGGAGUUCCCGAAGGAGCCCGCCGUGCCCGCCGCCGCGAAAGAUCUGAUAUCGAAGUUGCUGAUCAAAGAUCCGGCGAGUCGGUUGGGGUCUACGAUGGGAGCCACGGCGGUGAAAAACCACGGUUUCUUCCAAAGCGUGAAUUGGGCGCUGUUGAGACGUAAGUCGCCACCCUUCAUUCCCCCGCCAUUGAAUCCACAAGAUUUGUCUAAAGAAAGUUACCCAGACAUUCCAGUGGAGUUUUACUAA
Messenger RNA from Ipomoea nil (Japanese morning glory), 1438 nucleotides. Its product is annotated as serine/threonine-protein kinase D6PK-like. Gene Ontology annotation, molecular function: ATP binding; protein serine/threonine kinase activity. Bases 62 to 1438 code for a protein of 458 amino acids. Lineage: Eukaryota; Viridiplantae; Streptophyta; Magnoliopsida; Solanales; Convolvulaceae. The transcript is spliced from 2 exons. Gene Ontology annotation, biological process: protein phosphorylation. Gene Ontology annotation, cellular component: nucleus; plasma membrane; cytoplasm. The record is from RefSeq and is a predicted model, not a curated record.